This is a messenger RNA of Ilyonectria robusta, 597 nucleotides long. RefSeq lists its product as uncharacterized. The record is from RefSeq and is a predicted model, not a curated record. The transcript has 2 exons. NCBI's taxonomy places the organism in Eukaryota, Fungi, Ascomycota, Sordariomycetes, Hypocreales, Nectriaceae. The coding region runs from base 1 to 597 and encodes 198 amino acids.
AUGGCUCAACAAGAUAACGCCGUUCAGGACAGCCCUGGAAACAAGCUGUACCCCGAAGUACCCAGGAUGCGAUCGCCGCACUUGGAGUUUGUUUAUCGCCUUGUGGCCCAGAUGCACCCAACCGAUGGCUACGACAUAGAGAAUGUUCAAGGCACAGGCGUUAGCCGGUCAAUUGGGCACAUUCAAUCCGGCACCGUGCGAGGCCCGGGGAUCAAUGGGAUCGUAGUCGAGAACAGCGGUGCUGAUUGGGCCGAACGAGUGCAUUCCAAGAAGAUUUACUACAAGCUCGAUGCACGAUACGCUAUUCGAACUAACGAUGGGCAUCAUGUCUUCAUUCAAGCCCGUGGCCUUUUUAGACCAGGCCCCGGAGUUGAGUUCGACUACGAUGGCGGCGGCAAGACAAGCUUUUCCCAGGAUGAGGUUGAGUACUUCACUCAUAUCACAUUUGAGGCCGCAGGCGACGGGCCGUACAACUGGAUGAACGGGAUUGUGGCCAUUGGUGCACUGCAAAGCUUCGAGCGCAGUGCCAUCAUCGACUGCUGGCGUUUAACAAACUUCCCUGGGUGUGCAGUUGAGGAUGUUUAUGUUGGUAAAUAG